GCAAUUCUUAUGAAUAUGUAUGUGCUACUUGAUAAUAAUGAAUGUGGUACAGCCAUGCAUGCACUACAAGAUAAUGUUGUGCCCUUUGUUGUCUACAGGUUGAUAAAAAUUAAAGAGUGGGUGGACAAGCACGACCCGGGUGCUUUGGUCAUUCCUUUUAGUGGGGCCUUGGAACUCAAGUUGCAAGAUAUGAGUGCUGAGGAGAAACAGAAGUAUCUGGAAGAGAACAUGACACAAAGUGCUUUACCAAAGAUCAUUAAGGCUGGAUAUGCAGCACUCCAACUAGAAUACUUUUUCACCGCAGGCCCAGAUGAAGUGCGUGCAUGGACCAUCAGGGUAAGAUUCAUACUUAUUCAUCAGCUAUAUCCAGUUCCACACUAUUGAAUUCAGAUUGAUAUC
Meleagris gallopavo (turkey) is the source of this 399-nucleotide messenger RNA. Lineage: Eukaryota; Metazoa; Chordata; Aves; Galliformes; Phasianidae. The record is from RefSeq and is a predicted model, not a curated record.